Messenger RNA from Ictalurus punctatus (channel catfish), 2700 nucleotides. RefSeq names its product hydroxycarboxylic acid receptor 1-3 (gene hcar1-3). Gene Ontology annotation, cellular component: membrane. Gene Ontology annotation, molecular function: G protein-coupled receptor activity. Gene Ontology annotation, biological process: G protein-coupled receptor signaling pathway. The transcript has 2 exons. The record is from RefSeq and is a predicted model, not a curated record. Bases 166 to 1137 code for a protein of 323 amino acids. Lineage: Eukaryota; Metazoa; Chordata; Actinopteri; Siluriformes; Ictaluridae.
GUUUCCUUUCUGUACUGAGGAGUGAUUAAGACACAAUCAUUUUUCUCUAAUCAGUCCUUAAGCUGUGACGCAAAAGAGAAAGCUCAGUUCACACUUAUAGGCGCAUGAAAAAAGAAGUGUUGUAAAGACAGUAUCCGAGUCAGCUUUUAAAAUUUACUGAACACCAUGUCCGAGAACAAUACUACUUGUGCUGCGGGAAGAGAAAAUGUGAUAUCCUCCAUUCUCCCUCCUUUACUUAUCAUUGAGCUCCUGCUUGGCCUGCCAGUAAACCUGAUGGCACUGUAUAUCUUCUUUCGCCACCUUCGGUCUUGGAGACCCAAUAUCUUGUUUCUCUUCAACCUGCUCCUGGCUGAUUUUCUCCUCUUGGUGAGCAUGCCAUUUCGGAUCAGUGCCUAUCUGCGCUCUGAACACUGGGUGUUCGGUACUGCUUGGUGUCGGAUCAACCUCUUCAUGCUUGCAGUCAAUCGAUCAGCAAGCAUCGGCUUUAUGACCACUGUAGCUGUGCAUCGAUAUUUUAAAGUAGUCCAUCCACAUAAUAAAAUCAACUUUAUCAGCUCACGCCAAGCUGGAGGGAUCGCUUGUUUCAUCUGGGUAGUGGUGGUCUCAAUGCGGCUUCCUCUGCUGACUAAUGAUCUCCUUAUAAAGGAGAAGAAUAAUUCUUACUGUCGGAGCUUCAACAUUGAAAAUGCCCCCCCUGGUAUUAUUCUACACUAUGUGAUAUAUAUUGCUGAAUUUUUCCUCCCUCUAUUGACACUACUCUUCUGCUCCAUUCAAAUUGCCUGCAUAUUACAACAGCUGCAGAAGGGCAGAGAGAAGAAGGUGCGACAGGCUAUUCGCACCGUCCUAGUAAUUGUUGGGGUCUUCAUCUUUUGUUUCUUCCCUGGAGUUGCCACAGCACUGACCGCAGUCUAUUUAAAAAGUAGGUUGGAGGUCUACUGUAAUGCGUACAAGUUAGCCAGUCAGUUGUUCGUAUUGUCCAUUGGGUUCACAUACAUGAACAGUGCCCUGGAUCCUGUUAUCUACUGCUUUUCUAGCACCAUGUUCCGAGAUGCAGUAAAAAGGUCUAUCAAUCGAGCUGGACUGAUGCAAUUUCAGCUAAGCCGCCGUGCCAGCACUGUGACUGGAAGUGAUUUCUGAGCAGGUGAUGGUUUCUGAAGGAAAACACAAAGUGCCAUCAGAUUUGAACUGAAUUUUUUGUUAUUUGUUAGUCAUGCCUGAAUGAGCUAAGACUCUGUUAAUGCAACUGUAUAGUAACCAUUAAAUACUUGGCAACCUUUACAAAAAAUGUUGCCAGGUAUUUAAAAGCUCACAGCAAUUUACCUUCCAUAAAAGUAUCUCAGUAGAUGGUGAAUGGGAAUGUUUCAGUUUAGUUUUUUUAUGCUUAAUUACAAUUGUAAUUGUAUGACAUAAAUGGAACAUUUAAAAUAUAUAAAGUUAGAUAAAGUUGGAAUGUCUUACAUUUGUAGUGAGCAAUAAUACCUUAGACAUAGCAUGCCCACAUUGCAGAUAGCCACCAAAAAGGCUUCCAUUAUACAAACAGACACAUCAUUACACAAUUUAUUCAAUAGAAAUAAAGACAACAAAUAUUCAGACCUAAUAUACAGGACAUAAGUUUAGCAACCAAAAUUAAGAAAUCUCCUGACUUUCCCAAAGCAUAUGACAGAAUAUCCCAUCAGACUCAUGAGAACAAAACACCUAAUAUGGAUCAUCAAUUGAUGGCUGAGAAUUCUAGAGGAGAGUUAUCCCAGGUGAUAAAGCUUACUAUGAUUUUAAUAAUAAUGCAUAUGUAAAUGUACAGAAUUUACCCCAACAAAUGUGCGCCGUCCUCUCUCAGACCACUGUGAAACAAUUAAAAAAUAUAUAUUGACUCUAAAAAAAAUAUAUAUGACCAAGAUUGUGAACUGUUUUGGUAAAUGUUUCAUCUUUUUCAAAGGCAGAAAUCAGGCUGAUAUUAAAUUAUUAAGGAUUCUUACCACUAUAGUUGUAUUUAAGGGAAAUGUUCUGAAGCUUUUCCGAAAACCAAGGGGAGAAAAAGUGGUAUCUUAGUAUAAAUAAGUAGUAUCAAUAUAUGUUUAUUUUUAGAACAAUAUUUUUUUUAGAUUCAUUUUUAUACAUACAUCAGAUAUAUACAAGAACUGCAUCGAAACUGGGACAGGUGUCCAUCUCUGUAAAUUAAAACAGACAGGAUUCAGUACAUCCCAUCCAUCCAUCUUCUAUACCGCUUAUCAUUCAGGGUCAAAGGGAACCUGGAGCCUGUCCCAGGGAGCAUUGAGCACAAGGCGGCGUACACCCUGAACAGGGUGGAUUUAGUACAACUUAACACAAUUUUAUUUAAUGAUGCUAAAACUAUUUAUUCAGACAUCUGAAAUUCUUGAUAAUUGGCAUCUCAUAAAGAAGUACAACAUUUUUAGCAAAAUUAUUCAUUGAAAUAAUGCAUAUUUUGGGAAGGGGAGCUGUGAAUUCUGGCAAUUAGCAACAUAUAGUAAGUGUCUGCAAACUCAACUGUAUGCAUCUGUAUAUAAAGUAUUAACUUUGACUUUAUUAUUACUUAUGUAGUUGAUUUGUUCUGGUUACUAUUAUUUUGUUAUAAUACUUACAGUAUGUUAUAAUACCUGUCUUGCUCCAUCAACAAUUGAAAUGCAAAGAGAAAUGCAAAGAUAAAUCAUAGUAUUCUAACGCAUUAAAGACAAUCCACAAGUA